AUGACAGAUUACGAACCGCUAACUUCAACAGUUAGACCUCUAACCCAAUCUAUUAUAACAGUCAGAAUCAUCAAAUCAUUUCCAUAUAGAAAUGUCAAGAAUUACAUUUUGAAGGAUUAUGAUAUCUCAUCAAAGAAACCAAGAGAUCUUUUAGAUGAUAUAGUGAAUAAAAUCAAGACAGAAGGUGGGUUGAGACCAUAUAGAACAGUCAAUUAUGAUUCUUUGAAGAUAUAUACUCAUGCACACGGAUCAAAGACUAUGAAUUUGGUUAUAAAUUUCGAACAUGACGAGGAUUGGUUUUUGGAUUUGAACUCUGAAAAUUCUUUACAUCAAUUAGGUGUUGGUAUGUGA
This is a messenger RNA of Hansenula ciferrii, 351 nucleotides long. It is a transcript of the gene AIM29, whose product is annotated as Aim29p. The record is from RefSeq and is a predicted model, not a curated record. NCBI's taxonomy places the organism in Eukaryota, Fungi, Ascomycota, Saccharomycetes, Phaffomycetales, Wickerhamomycetaceae. The transcript has a single exon. The coding region runs from base 1 to 351 and encodes 116 amino acids.